AUGACUCCUAUGAGUGAUUACCCUACCAUGCAACCAGAGCCUACUUUCAGUCGUGUGACGGCAGGUCGCAUAGCAGAGGUUAAUUGUGGUAACCACCGUUCUGCGAAGCAGCAGCGUGCGUCAUGUCAUCAUUCCCGUUCCAUGAAUACUGCAAUUUCGCAAUCUAUCAACAAUAGCGUGAACACUACCGCAGGGACUGCCCCUACCUCUUGUUCUCGUUCCGCUAUUCCUGCUGCUACACAACAACGGCACACAAACUUUCAAAAUUCUGCCAUUACCAAUGAUGGCAUGAUCCCUUCGGCAUUUGCGCAGCCUGUAUACAGGCCUUCUGUAUCCAUUAAAUACUCCCAGUUUAUUGACAUCGCCACGAACAUCGGCUACAUGACACCCUUUGAGGUACCUGAGGGGAAUACUCUUUUGAAGGGGCCCGCAUCUACACCCGUUGACGCUUCGUCUGCGGGGCUCAAAGAGAAAAGCCAUACCACCAAUGUCGACCAAAUUAGUACCAGCGGUAGUUUCGAGGAGCCUUCCGCGGCUGUUUCACACAACAUUAUUCGUGCAAAUCCACAGUCCGCAUGCAAUUAUCCAACUUCUCAGCAGCUGCUGUCAGCCCCGGCGUCAGCCCCACGACAGGCGCUGUGGCCCCAGCGGACCGUGUCGCCGCAGCCGGCCACGCAGUUCUGUCAAAACCCACGAGAGCGAUCCAACCACAGUAGCAGGAGCGUAGAAUCCAAGAGCAAGGAGGAGUCGGUGGUCAUUGAAGAGAAAGAUAACCACCUUUCCACACAUACUGACGUACUGUCGGCAACAGUCGCCCGCUCGCUAUCUCCACAUCCCGCACCCAAGCGUCGAGGCACCGGCGCGGUGGAGAUGGCGUCUGGCCUUGCUCUGGACGGUACCCCUCUACACCAAACCACCAAGCUUCGCGCGGGUUCCCACCAACAGCACACAAAUGCCUCUAUCCUCUCUUUUUUUAUGGGCAUGACUGCGUCCACAAAGACAGUGAACACGCCCAUGGCUCAAGACGCGCGUUGCGCUUACCACCACCACGCUGAAGGAGACGAGGACGAUGUAAGGGUGUGCUUGAAUUCGAAGCUCGUAACCCCGCAGGGGUCACGCCUCCUUCCGGAUGACAGCAGUUGCGGCGUGGGCAUGGUCAACACCCCGACUCUCGCUCGUAGUCUUCUGACGGAACCGAACUCAGGUGUAGGUAACCCUAAACCCACUAAGGAGCCGACGACAACUGCCACAACGCAUCUGAACGGUGUUAUGCAAAAGUUGCUUCACCAUAUCCAAACAAAAAAGACACUCGAGCAUAGGUCGACAACCGAUUCUACUUAUGCUCAAGAGUUUUCUGAGGUGUGUGUGCCAUCGUCUGCAUCGAUAAAUUUUGCCUCGGCCGCUACUUGCUCGGUAUCGGGCCUUGAAGCUAGGAAUGAGACCAAAUCAAGCGACUUAGCGGUGGACUUUCACGCUAAAUCAAGCCUCGCUCCGAUCACAGAAUUCAACAGACAGGGAAUGCAGCGUGGCGGAUCCCGUCAAAACACUGGCAAAGAGGGCCGGCAGCCGCCAAGACAGAAGCAUCAGCGUGAUAAAAAAGGAAGUCAGCCUGAUGCCAUUCUUCGGGUUCGCCCCCCAGCGCAACCAAACACCCGGACCAACGAAAUGCCCGUCAACGAAAAGACCACCACCCGGUGGCUUCACAACUGCGAUGACAGCAAGAACGCCAAAGGGAACGGCGACUCGAUCGUCAGUCGGUCCCUUCAGCCAUCUUUGGAUUUAAUGAGCACUCCCGCCUUGCAGGGCCCCACCGACAUUGUUGAGCCCCGUCCCGCGAAUCUCCGUCGCACUCCGCAGCCCCCGCCCUCCGCCUAUCCCAUGGAGGCCUCCUCUUCCUCGAUCGCGUCGCUGCGGGCUUCGGUCGAAAGUCCCUCUCCGCAGCCCGCCUUCCCCCCACGGCCGCGUGAAAAAAAGCGUCCGGGGAUGGACCUGCCCUCCCCCCAGCUGGACCCCUCCACGGGCGAUCCCAAGAUCUACUCCAUCCUCCUGGAGGGGCACAUGCAGCAGCGGGUUGUCGCCUUGUCCUGCGUGCCCUUCGCGUCUGAGGUUUGCGUGCUUUUCGAGGGCGAUCGCGGGAUGGAUAUGGGGCGGGUGGUGAGGUGUGAGGAGGCGGACGAAACGCUUGGCAUGGCCAAGGAGGGCGAUCCCAAGGCGGGCAAUGAGAAGCCGAAGAAAAAGCGCUCCCACCCGUUUGUCCUUCGCAUCGCGACCACGGAGGAGCAGAACGAUUGGCUGUACAAGCAGGUGGAAGAGGCGCAAAGGACGAUCCAGCCCUGCCGCGAGGCCGUCGAGAGCCUCGGCCUCCCGCUCACGAUCGUCAAUGCGGUAUACCAAUUUAACCAAGAGAAAUUGACCUUUUACUACGAAAGCGACGUGCGGGUGGACUUUCGGCAACUUUUGCAAGUGAUGUUCGCAAGGUUUUAUUGCCGAAUCUGGAUGGAGCGCGCCACCCCAUUGUCGCCCACCCCUGCAACCGGAGGCGAAGACAGCACUGACGAUGAAAAGCCCACCACUAGUUGCAACAGCUAA
Molecule: messenger RNA, 2589 nt
Organism: Phytomonas sp. Hart1
Lineage: Eukaryota; Euglenozoa; Kinetoplastea; Trypanosomatida; Trypanosomatidae
Source: the annotation of a GenBank genome assembly